Protopterus annectens (West African lungfish) is the source of this 624-nucleotide messenger RNA. RefSeq names its product apoptosis regulator BAX-like. The transcript has 5 exons. The coding region runs from base 58 to 624 and encodes 188 amino acids. Gene Ontology annotation, biological process: intrinsic apoptotic signaling pathway in response to DNA damage; extrinsic apoptotic signaling pathway in absence of ligand; release of cytochrome c from mitochondria. Gene Ontology annotation, molecular function: channel activity; protein heterodimerization activity; protein homodimerization activity. Gene Ontology annotation, cellular component: mitochondrial outer membrane. The record is from RefSeq and is a predicted model, not a curated record. Lineage: Eukaryota; Metazoa; Chordata; Ceratodontiformes; Protopteridae.
UGUCACGCCUCGUUUUCAGGGGCGCAUGUUGUGAAGCGGUACGGCGCACAAUUCAGAAUGGCUUCGUCGGGAGAUGGACGUAUUGGGGAUGUUGAUGGUGCUGGCGAUCAGGCAGACUGCGGUGCUUGUACUAGUGAGCCCAGGAAUACGAAGUCAGACAAGGUUACUGAACAGCUAUUGCAAACUGGAACAGUGCUGCUUAAAAACUUUAUUUAUGAUCGAAUCCAGCGUCAGGCAGAUGGUGUCCAGGUGACAGCUACAUUUUCUGACCUUCAGGUCACAAGGGAAGAAAUUAAUGAUCCAUCACUGAAAAAGCUUGGUAGUUGCUUGCGGCAGAUUGGUGAUGAACUUGAUGGGAAUAUUCAGCUUCAGAGAAUGAUUGACUCUGUACCUAUUCAGUCUCCUAAAGAAGUCUUCUUCGAGGUGGCUAUGGAGAUAUUCUCAGAUGGAACUUUUAAUUGGGGUCGUGUUGUGGCCCUGUUCUACUUUGCUUGUAAACUAGUAAUUAAGGCUUUAUGCCAGAAGAUCCCAGAAUUGAUUCGUACAGUCAUUAGCUGGACCAUAGAAUAUAUACGUGUGCAUAUAGUCCAGUGGAUUCGAGAACAAGGUGGCUGGGUAUGUUAA